This is a messenger RNA of Hydra vulgaris (swiftwater hydra), 596 nucleotides long. NCBI's taxonomy places the organism in Eukaryota, Metazoa, Cnidaria, Hydrozoa, Anthoathecata, Hydridae. The record is from RefSeq and is a predicted model, not a curated record.
AUGCAACAAAAUCUAAUGGUUUGUAUAGAAUCAGAUGAAGAAAUUCAUUUUGACAUUGAAGUUAAUGAUGAUAUCGAUAAAGGGCCUAUUUCUCGAAAAGAAAAUGUUUAUUCAGUAUUGGAUGAGAGCAUUUGUUGUGAAGUUGAAGAAUAUAAAGUUAUACAUGUUGAUAAUAUGGAUGAUGUUUGUUCAGUAUUGGAUGAAAGCAUUCGUUGUGAAGUUGAAGAAUAUAAAGCUAUACAUAUUGAUAAUAAGGAUGAGGUUUGUUCAGUAUUGGAUGAAAGCAUUCGUUGUGAAGUUGAAGAAUAUAAAGUUAUACAUGUUGAUAAUAAGGAUGAAGUAAAAUUGUCAGUAACAAAAGCAUUAAAUCGUAGUUUGAAUGGGAUGGAACUAAAUGAACAUUUAAGUGAUAUGACCAAAGUGUAUAAACGGUUUGGAAAAAAAUUUGUAAGUUUUUAUUUGUCAUUAAAAAAUAUAAAAACUACCUUUUCUUAUGGAGAACAUUCAUAACUAAUUUUAUUUAUAUUGGUUAUAUUGAGAUAAUAUAGACAGUUGAUACUAUAUGGAUAAUCGAAGCUAUAUGGACAGUUCCAUUA